AUGACAUUAGAUGUAAAGAUAGACCCAACAGAUCCAAAUAGAUGGGAGACAUACUAUCAAGUAUACGACAUCCCACCAUGGGAUUCCCAAGCAGCAGCCUCUCAACUAGUGCAUUACUUGACCAGCUCGUGUGAAUUACUGCCUGCUCCAAUUGGCAAUUCAAAUCACAUUCCCGAUGGACUGGAUAUACAUGGACGGGCUCGUGGAGCGACGAACGAUAAGAUUCAUGUAUGCAGUAAAUGUAGAAGAUUCAAGCCGCCAGUAAAUGGACGUGUCUUGGAAUUCGCAUGCGGGACAGCAUCAUCAUUAUUGUACAUGUCUCAAUUAGGAUUCACAGUCGUCGGAAUCGAACUUGUAGAAAAACCAGUCACCCAAGCCCGUAAUAUGGCUCUACAGCUGGGCAUUCCAUCACAUCGUGCUAUAAUACUACAGCAUGAUUUAUUCCAGUUACCCGAUACGUUUAGUGUCGCUGUUGCUGAAAGGAUGCUCAAAUCAUCACAACCGGAUAUACCACAACAAGCUAGUAGUACUGCUGCAAGUACCAGUAACGGCAUCAAAACGAGCAUAGCAACGCUAUGGAAGUCCAUAGCACACCCACUAACAUCUAAAUUCGAUUUUAUAUACGAUUGUCAAUGUUUCCACGUGCUAAGACGAGUCAAUCAAGAAGGGCUGCUUCAUAAAUAUGAGACGUAUUUAAAGCCGAAAACAGGAUUAUUGAUGCUACUAGUAGGCAGAACGAGUACUCCAUCUCUGAUAGCCGGUGGGAUGCCAGUUAUGACUGAAGAUGAGAUUAGGACUUGUUUUGAUGAGAAGGCGUGGGAUAUUUUGUUUUUGGUGACGACUUUCUUUGAUGAUACUGUAGAGUAUAUCAAGAAUGGGAAGAAGAGUCCAGCGUGGUGGAUGCUGGCAAGAAGGAGAUGA
Synchytrium microbalum is the source of this 921-nucleotide messenger RNA. RefSeq lists its product as uncharacterized. The record is from RefSeq and is a predicted model, not a curated record. Gene Ontology annotation, molecular function: thiopurine S-methyltransferase activity. NCBI's taxonomy places the organism in Eukaryota, Fungi, Chytridiomycota, Chytridiomycetes, Synchytriales, Synchytriaceae. The transcript is spliced from 2 exons. The coding region runs from base 1 to 921 and encodes 306 amino acids.